AUGGGGCGAAUGCCGAAUACUUCGAAAAGUGAGUUUUCAUCAUCGUUCUUAGUUACAUCCUUGUUAUCUACUGUGGAGACGAUAACAGAUCUAUGGACUUUGGACACACUUGGGAUCACUGACCCAUCAAUCAAGAAAAACCAGACUGAACUACAAGAAGCUGCUCGGUUGCAUUUUCUAAAUACAGUUCGUAUAGUCGAUGAUCGUUUCGAGGUUGAUUUGCCCUGGUUGGAAUAUCAUCCACCACUAACAGACUAUUUUGACUUAGCCGAGAGAAGACUGAACAAAACUGUUAAACGUCUUAAAAUCGAGUCCAAUUAUGAAGCUUAUGGAGAUGUUUUCAAGGAAUGGCUAGAAGAGGGAGUACUUGAAGAGGCUGAUAAAAAUUAUCAAGGGCAAGUUCUUUACCUUCCUCAUCGAGAAGUUAUCAAAAAGAAUAGCACUACAAAACUCCGACCGGUAUUUGAUGCUUCGGCCAAAGUAAAGGGAUUUCCUAGUCUUAAUGACUGCUUAGAAAAAGGCCCAAAUCUAAUAGAACAGCUUCCGAGUAUUUUAACACGCUUUCUAAAAGAAAAGAUUGGUGUUAUUGCUGAUAUACGAAGAGCCUUUCUUCAAAUAAGUGUUUCACGUACUGAUAGAGACUUUUUGCGGUUCUUAUGGCUUGAUAGUGAUGGCCAACUGAAAGUGUACAGGCACUGCCGUGUAGUUUUUGGUGUAGCAAGUAGCCCUUUUCUUCUAAACUCUACUAUUCAGCUUCACUUACAAACUGUUUUAGAGAAAAUAGAAACCGGUGAAUCCUUAUACGAAAGGUACGAAGUUUUAUGUUGA
Messenger RNA from Stegodyphus dumicola, 828 nucleotides. RefSeq lists its product as uncharacterized. The record is from RefSeq and is a predicted model, not a curated record. NCBI's taxonomy places the organism in Eukaryota, Metazoa, Arthropoda, Arachnida, Araneae, Eresidae.